This is a messenger RNA of Bicyclus anynana (squinting bush brown), 7753 nucleotides long. It is a transcript of the gene cpo, whose product is annotated as protein couch potato. The record is from RefSeq and is a predicted model, not a curated record. The transcript has 10 exons. Gene Ontology annotation, molecular function: mRNA binding. Bases 872 to 1843 code for a protein of 323 amino acids. Lineage: Eukaryota; Metazoa; Arthropoda; Insecta; Lepidoptera; Nymphalidae.
CCCGCUCGCGCGUGGGCCCGCCUGAGAGUCGUCAGUCUAUCGCGCGCAGAGGCAGCGCUUGCACGUGCCGCCCUUUGCUCUGUCGCGACCGACACGGUGUCCGUAACUGGUGUUCGGAAAAUUGUGCAUGUGCGUUUUCCGGCGAGAGCAGUGUGUGUGCUAGUGAGAUGUGCUGUUGUUUUCUAGGAUCGGUUUACAAGCAGAGCAUCAACUAGCCCGAAUGAGAACAGAACAGAAGUGCUUGAGCGCUAAAGUUAACAAAAGAAACUGUUGGCGCGUAGCAUUUGUAGUUUAAUUGGUGUAGCAACGGGCGUGUGUCGCGCCGUUGGAGCCAAUAAGCAGAAGCAGUCGCGUCGCGCGCGCUAGUCGCGUCGUCGUCUAGUCGCCUGUCGCAGCCAGUGUCAGUGCUCGCCGGAGUCGCGCGACUCGGCCAGCACGCCCCGACACAGCCGUGGAUAACCUCGGCCAGAGCCCACUCCCGGUGAAGAGGCUGCACGAAGCGCUUCAGAGUGCCCAAGUGAAGCGACAGCGUCUCUCCCCCCCGUACCCCGCCCCCUCGCCCCUCCACCCGAUACACCAGCUCGCUGUACACCAGCACAUCAAAGUGCAGCAGAGUAUAGUGCAGCAGAGCAUAGUGCAGCAGCACCAGUUGAAUCUGGCGCACCAGUCGCUGCAGAACCUGCAGGCGCAGAGCUUACAAGCGGCGCAGCAGAGUCUGCAAGCCCAGAGUCUCCAAGCUCAGAGUCUCCAGGCUCAGGGUCUCCAGAGCCCAGCAGCGGGUGUGGGUACGCAACAAGCAGCAGCGACACAAGGCGCGCUGGUGCCUCCACAGCAGCCGUCGCCGCGGGCCGCGUCUCCGCAGCACAAGAACAUGGAGCUCGCGCUGUGCCAGAGCAUGGACUCCGUCAACACCGCCACCACUGAGGAAGAGGUGCGGACACUAUUCGUGAGCGGGCUGCCCAUGGAUGCAAAACCGCGGGAGCUGUAUCUACUAUUUCGAGCAUAUGAAGGAUACGAAGGUUCGCUGUUGAAGGUCACGAGCAAAAAUGGAAAGACUGCAUCGCCAGUCGGUUUCGUUACAUUUCACACUCGCGCCGGAGCUGAGGCAGCUAAGCAAGACCUUCAGCAGGGCGUCCGGUUCGACCCCGACAUGCCGCAAACGAUUCGGCUGGAGUUCGCUAAAAGCAACACGAAGGUCAGCAAGCCGAAGCCGGCCGUUGCCACAGCCGCGCCAGCUGCACACCCUGCAUUGAUGCACCCACUCACUGGACACUUAGCCAGUCCGUUCUUCCCCGGCGGAGGCGCCGAGCUGUGGCACCACCCGCUCGCGUACGGCGGUGAGCUGCCGACGCUGUCGCACGGGCUGGUCCAUCCCGCCAUCCACCCACAGAUGGCGCCCACCCCGCUGACGCUAGGCGCGUGCGUGCUGCCCGCCCCGGCACUGGGGUCGCCAGGCGCCGCGGUGCCAGGGCAUGCGCCCGCGCCGCCCUCGCACCCUGCGCACCCCGCGCACCCUGCGCCGCCCUGCUCCACGCUCUUUGUCGCCAACCUUGGUCAGUUCGUCUCCGAGCAUGAGCUCAAGGAGAUAUUCAGCAGCUGUCCGGGUUUCUCGCGGCUGCGGCUCCUGACGGGCGGUGGCGCCGGCGGGGCCGGUCCGGUCGCGUUCGUGGACUUCGUCACGGCGAGCGACGCCGCCACCGCCAUGGCCCGUCUGCAGGGGGCUCUCCUCCUCAGCUCUGAGGGGGCCAUCCACCUCGAAUUCGCGAGGCAUAAGUUGGCACACAACGGCUGGAUACUAGCACAUGAAGGAGCCAAAAGCGGAGAAGAGGUCGAACAGCAUUAGUUCGUUCGUGGCACUCGGCACUUGACAACCAGCUAACUGAGGGACGCGCUAUCUCGGUCCUCGACAGCGCAUCGGAAGCGGGCCACCGGGAGAUGGAGCCACUUGCUGCGACGCGCGCGCGCGCCGCUAGCGCCAUCUAACUAGCACUGGCGACAACCUCAAAAUUCCAAUGUACCGUCGCAAACGCUCUCGUCUCCCGACUUUUAUUUUCCUCUCGAUUAGCAUCGGAGGUGUGGUGUUUUUUGUUGAUACCAAAUUUAGAAUAUAAUCUUUUAUUAUUAUUAUUAUUAAUAUAAUAUUAACAUUCCAGUUAUAUUGUUUACCGUUCACGAUGAUAAUAAUUAUUAUUAUUUGAAAUUUUUCCUUUUUAUUGUAUAUCGCGUUUAUUUAAUAAUUCAUUAAUUUCAUGUAAUAUAAGAUUUAUUUACAAUUAACUAGUAGUAUGGUGAAGUUAGUAAAUCGUUUCCACGCGACCGAUGUGUAGCGUCAAAGAGGAUUUGUUAUGGAUAUAGUGUAAUAUCAGAAAUUAAUCACUUUAGGAUAUAUUUCUCAUUCGAAUAAGCUAAAAACCAAAGGUGCCCUUCAUAGAAAGAUUACGUUUUGUUGAUAAUAUUUCAAGUUGAAUGAUUUUAAAUGAAGUUGUAUGUAAUAAUAAACAAUACUUUUUGUUUUAGUCUCGAUAAUAUUAGCAUAUUUAAAAGAAUUUUUCAUGACUAUCUCAAAUUAUAUUUACCUAAUGCUUUUUUAGUAAUUUUUAUAAUGUUCAAUCACUCGUUAAAGCGCUGGCACUCUAGUGUUGGUCUUACGAUCCUUUCUAUCUGUAAAUGAAUAAAUAAAUUGCAAUAAUUGUAAACUUGUAACUAGGUGAAGCGAUAGUGACCGCCCUCGGUGUCGCUCUGUGAAGUGCAAUACAUUACUGAUCGCGCCGCGCUCGCUUCGGAUCGCAUCGUAUCGCAUCGUAUUCGCUACUGUUGUCUUUCUACUAUCUUAUCACACCCUUAAAGCCGUGAUACACAUGCCGGUAACAUGAAAACCUUUAUAAACUCGUAGACUGUACAGUUUGCUACAAAUUUUUGUAGAUUACAAAAAAAAAUGUGGAAAAAAUCCAACAAAUCAACAUUAAUCACCUACCUAGUAUGGUUACGAUACUAUUACAAUAGAAUCACUGGUUCAAUGUUACAAGCAAGUGAUUUGUUGUAUUUCAGUAAAAAUGUCUUUUAUACUUGAUCAUGAAUCAAACCGACCGACCGACAAUCAUAAUAAUAGUUACAAGUAGCAUUAGGAUUAAUGAUCCUUAAAUUACCUGAAAACAUAUUUAGACACAAUGAUGUGAGAAGAAAAAAGAGGUAGAUAACUAUGCUAAUUAGCAAACCUGAGCUCAGUCGCCGCACUGUCAUCGCGUUGACAACGCCACUGAAAUAAUUUUUGUGAUGUAAACAUCGAAUCUAUCUGCCGUAUCAUCACGAACAAAGCGCGUGUAUCAUCGGUUUUAUGUCUUGUGCCUUGCGAAAAUUAUUUUCUAAAUAUUUUUUUUUCGAAGCGUUAUUCAGUGAACAUUAGUGGCUUUAUUUAUAGACAUGGUUUAGGAUUUAAACCUCAAAUAUCUUCAAAGUAAAGUGAAGUUUAUACUGUAGUGAUUAGGUCCAUUUUACUUUGAAGAAAAUUGAGGUUUAAAUCUCAGCCCACGUUUAUGAAUAAGGGGUAAGAGUUUUUGUGGUGUACAUAUAUCUUGAACUUAGUAUACGAUGCGACGAAAUCGAGCGUGGUUCAGUCUUGUUGCGAGAAUUUAGCCUUGGCCUUAUGAGAGUAAAAUAACUAUAUUGUGUAAUCAUUAUAUUAAUUAUUAGUAUUAAUAAAUGGCGACUGCGCCAUGCUGAAUAGUGAAGAAAAUAUUCUAUUUGCAUGCUUUGACGAGCUUUUUGGUAAUGUACUAAUUUAAAAAGUUUAGUAGUUACUUUAAUUGUGUAAUCGUUAGGUGAAUAAUAUAUAACUAGAUAAGGGUAUUUAUUGUAGACGAUCAGCAUAGUUACAUUAAUGUUAAUUGAAAAAGUUAUUCAUACAUAAUAUUGAAACGGUGUAAUGUUAAAUUAACUGUGUUAGGUUUAAUCAAAUGGAAGAUUUAAUAUAUUUUUUAUUUUUAGCUAGUUGACUAUCGCAUGGAGAAUGACUUUAGCUUCGUGCUACGCGAGUGAUUUGUUGCGAUGCGAAGCUACGAGAAUGCGCUACGAAAAAAUGGUAUCUUCGUAGCAGCGCUACGAACAAACUCGUGAAAAUUUGUGACAUAUUGUACUCUACUGUUACAAGUUUUUUUUCAAGGAUUCAUUUUCAAGUAAAAAGAGCUAUAACGACAGCCUAAAAUAACUUUAAUGUUCCUCGUUUUUAUACACAAAACAUUUCCGACAAUUUAUAUAUCACAAAUACUCUAAAAGGAGAGUUUAUGAUAACUCGGUAUGCAGGGACAUUAGUUAGACUGUCUUAAUUGGUUCAAUAUUGGAGAAGUAAUGGCGCUUGCGAGAUGUCUUGUAGUUGGUACUGUGAGUACAUGCUGUUUGUGUAAAAUCGCGUUUCGCUAAAUCGCAACAAAUCGCUCAGACAUAACGCAAUGUUAGUUACCCUCUCGCGUAAAAGCGAUGACGUUGAGUUAACUUCUAUGCGAAAUAGCAAUAAACCAAAAAAGAAUUCUUAAUGUUUAUACUAUAGGUAUCUAGAAAAGUAUUCUGCUGAUGUAAACGUGUAAAAAUUAUACAAAAAAAAGUAAAAAAAAAAAAAUAAUCCCUGCUUAGGCUAUUACUAUAAGGUUUCUGAUAUUCGGGUUGAGAUCUUGACGCGACAUAUAUCGACGUAUAUUCACGAGAUUGUCGUACAGAGGCCGGAAAAUCCGCAUGUGAAAUUCUUAUGAAAAAUCUCUUAGUCAAUAUUUAAUAGAAAUAUGUCAAUUUUUGACUUAGCAAAAUUUUAUACGUUAUUUAUAGUAACUGUAACUUUCACGUUAAAUAUACCGAGCGUCAUGGCGUGUAGACCAAAGAUGAAUGAUAUACAUAAUUGUACUACUAACCUCAGACCGUACCAAACAUUAUUUGUUGACCCGCAUACUGGCGACAUAUUUUAUUACAUAAUAUAUUAACAUUUUUUUAUUAUGUACAGAGAACUUUAGCUCUCUAAUUUUACGUUCUCUGACGUAAAAAGUUAAGUGUUUUCUUACUAUCUAUCAUUAUUUGAUUUCUUAAAUAUUAUACUUAUAUGUAUAUAUAUUUUUAACAAUCAAUUGUUCAAUUUAGUAUUUCAAUAUUUUAGUGAAAUACAUAUAUUAUAUAUACAUAUUAUUAUGUAUAUAUAUAUUUUAGCCAGUACGUGAAGUCGGCUUUAGUUAAAUUUGUUAGCUAAUAUCUAAAUAUAAUAUUACGAACUAUUUAUUACAAAUACGUUCAAUUUAUAUAAUUAAUAUUUUUAUCAUUUCAUAUAAAAUCCUAAAAUUACCAAUCAAAUAUCUCGGUUUCUCUCGUAUUCGUGUUUCAAUGUCGGUUUUUAAAUAAUUAAGCUAAGUCAGUGUUUACUUAUUUAAUUCGGUAAUAUAAUAAUAUAUAAUGCUAAUUCGUAUGUAAGUAAUUGUGUAAUAGUGAAGUAGAGAUCUCCCAUACCUUCGGCGCCCGGCGUUCCUCGGCCGCGGAAAACAUACAACGAAAGAUUUAUAUUAAAAAAUGAAAUUCUAUUCCAUUAUUUUUCCAAGCGCCGUGGUAACUUUAGUAAGGCAAUAUUUUGGUAUUUUACAAAAUGCUUAUUCCUUUUUGGUUUGCCACUUCAAGAUAUACAAAAACAGCAGAUUAAAAAAUAUACAAAAAUAAUCCAAUAAUAAAUUCGAGCAAGCCCUUGUGUAACUCUAAGUAAAAUAAAUAAGGUGCAUACUAAUGACGCAUUAUGUGAGUUUCUAAGUAUAUAAACAAUGAAUAUUUUCCAACUAAUAUAAUCGUAAUUUUUGUGAUUAUUUAAACACAAAAAUUACGUGUAUCAGUGAGACUCUGGAGAAAUUAAUAAUAAAAAAGAAUGAAAAAUAACUGUAUGAAGGUCGACUUGAGAAGACUUUCAUGAAAAACAAACCCUUGUUAAUACAUCUAAAGUUACAACGGAGGCGAGCAUUCGUUUUGGUUGAGUCAACCUGCCAGUCAGCGCCGUGUAAUGGUGUACACACACGGCGUGACUCAGGUCGUGAGAGCGCUGGGGGCGCCGGCGUCGCCAUGAUUCCGUCCAACCGUAGCUAGCGAGUAAGAGACGUCCAGUGGCUGCGGACACGGCUACGUCAUUUUGCGGGACUACUCGAUACAUAUCAACGUGUAAUAUUAAUGUGUAAUUAGAAUAUAAAAAAAGCGGUUUCAUAGAGACUUUUAUUCAGUAUCCUCGUCUAACUACUUGUGUAAUGCGAUCGGUUGUAUGUCACGCUAAAUCGGCGUCGCGUUUUCUUUGUCGGGUUGCGCUUGGCAUUCUUCGUCUUCGAAUAUUUUUCGCUUGGGUAUUACUUUUACAGUUGGCACGGUGGUAGGCGUUCCGUCGGAGUGUUGUCGUGUGGAUUGUUUCGGUUCGUGUCGGAGUCAACUGCGGCCGCGUGACAUAGGCCCGUAUGUGAUAGGGUAGGGUAGCGGUGUAGUGUCGCCUUGCAAGUUAGGUUAAGUGAAGCGGUAUCAAACAAACGCCGUGUACCGGAAACAUAUCAAUUCUGUGCCCCUUAAUAAAUAAUUAAAUACUAAUCUAAGAGAUACAUAUGAAUAGCGUAAAAACAAAAUAAUCGUUCGGAGUAUCAAAUAAAUGCUAAGUGAUGUUUUCGUACGUUGAACAAUUAAUAAUGGUGAUUAGUUUUCGAAAUGUGAAUCGUACCCGAGUAGUGUCGCGCAAUUUGUUUUUGUAACUUACCGCAAUAGAUCUUUUUUAUUUUAAUUUUAUAAUUGUUAUAUGUUAUUGUAAUAUAUGCUAAUGACUAAUAUGGCUUAAUUACCAAAAUAUUUUUAGCAGUUCGCUUCGUAUUCAGUAUUAAUGAUCUUGUUUUUAAUUUUCGGUGACAAAAGCUAGUGCGUUGCUGGAAAAUUAUUUGUAUAUCGAGCAAAUUAAACCAUACAAAGUAUAUAGUUAGUAAUUAAUUGUUAGAUUUGUGUGACUUGGAUUAUUUAAAGCUUUUAGAGCAAAGGUAAAGUGUUAUUGUGGUUUAAGAAAAAAAAAACAUAAUGACAUUGUAAAAAUAGUGAUAAAUUUAGCUUAAUUAUUACCAUUAUUACAACUUUUAUAGAUGUUCAUUGAUUUUCUUUUCUUACUUCAUGGACUAUUGUGGCAUUGGAGACGUCAUUGUUAAUUCAAAUAAAUUUGAGCUCAUCCUCAAACGAAGUUUUCAUUCAUCCGAUAUCCCCUCGCAGUUGCGAUCAAUCAAGUCUCCAAACAGAACCCGAACAAACUUAGUAAUUCUUCGAAGAUUGUAUUAAAGUUUCGAGUUUCUACUUUGCCUUAUUCUAUUUGCACCCCAAAGACGUUUUAUUCGUACAUUUCUAACAAGCUUGCGCUCUUGUUCUGUUUUGUCAAUCUUCUUGUUAUAUUCGAGAAAAAUAUUAGUAUAUUAAUAAUAGGUAUUAUAGUUUAGGAUAUCUAAAGUUAGAUAUAAUUAUAUCGACAGUUGAGCUUUGGAAAUUGCUUUGUAGAUUUACUGCUUUAGUACGUCCUCUUGUAAAACGAGUUUUUGACUGUAAUAUAUUACGCGAUGCCGUACUUACGUAAGAAUUGGUGUUACAAUUGAGACGUAAUUUGUGGGCGUGAGCGCUAAUAAAUCUUAUUUCAAUAAUAAUUCGUUUGUGGCAGUGUUGUAUUUAUGUUAUAAUUAGUUUUAAAGCAUUAUAGGGUCCAAAGAUUGGGAAUAAACAUAUGUGACAAAUUAAA